AUGACGCUGCUGAGAUUGGUGUGCCUUGUACUGUCCUGUGUCUUCUUGGCUAUUGCACAGGAGGUGUCCGUCACAUGUAGGGAGCUCGUGAGUGUUGCAGAACUGUACCGAACGCUGCGGUCUAGAGCAAUCGAGACGGCUGCCCAGUCGCAGGAAAGCGAGCCUGCUCUAGAGUAUGGCCAGUACCACAGGGUUAUAAUCACCGCCCUGAACCACACAUGCCACCAUGAUCAGCAGGCCGCAGUCUGCAGCUGCCCUGCCCGUCACGAGCUCAACUUUGACCCCAACCGGAUACCCAAAGUUUUGGCUCAGACUAGAUGUUGUGGAGACAAGCAAGAAAGUUUCCCUCACUGGAUCACAAAGUGCACUGAAGUCUACGAGAAUGUUCCAGUGCUUAGAAAGGCUGGGUGCAGUGAAGGUGUUUCCCGCUACAGGCUACAGUGGGAGCGAGUUCCUGUUGGUUGUUCCUGCCAAGUGAUGCCCAGCGUAUUUUCAGCACAGUAG
This is a messenger RNA of Candidula unifasciata, 504 nucleotides long. The record is from the annotation of a GenBank genome assembly. NCBI's taxonomy places the organism in Eukaryota, Metazoa, Mollusca, Gastropoda, Stylommatophora, Geomitridae.